Messenger RNA from Anoplopoma fimbria (sablefish), 3631 nucleotides. RefSeq names its product sulfide quinone oxidoreductase (gene sqor). Lineage: Eukaryota; Metazoa; Chordata; Actinopteri; Perciformes; Anoplopomatidae. Gene Ontology annotation, cellular component: mitochondrion. The coding region runs from base 163 to 1482 and encodes 439 amino acids. The record is from RefSeq and is a predicted model, not a curated record. The transcript is spliced from 10 exons. Gene Ontology annotation, molecular function: FAD binding; sulfide:quinone oxidoreductase activity.
GAAGGGUGGUGUUAGAGUUCACAUCGGGUGGCGCCGCACACAGUUUAUGAAAAAGUCCUGCAGAGUCGGAGCAGGUCGGACUUAAUUCUCCCGGAUUUUGGUUUAAAUUAACGCCUGUAGACUGUUCAACGGGCGGGUGAUCAGUCGUGCUGUUCAAGACACAUGAUGGCUGCACUUGGUUGUCUGAGGAGGUUCCACUCCCAAGGCAUUGCCAUCGCUCACGUCCACACGAGCAGCCGUGCCCCUGCCAAACAGCACUAUAAAAUGCUUGUUGUCGGAGGAGGAACUGGGGGCAUUUCAAUGAGUGCAAGAAUGAAGAGGAUGAUGGGAGCUGAGAAUGUGGCUGUUGUGGAGCCCAAUGAGAUGCACUACUAUCAACCAAUUUGGACUUUGGUUGGUGCUGGUGCGAAAACUUUAACCUCAUCAGGUCGAUCCACUGCGAGUGUUAUGCCCUCUGGAGUGAAGUGGGUGAAAUCUAAAGUUCAGGAAAUAAACCCAGACACAAAUACUGUCCGCACAGACGAUGGGACUGAAAUCUCCUACGAGUAUUUGAUUGUGGCUCUUGGUUUACAAAUCCAUUUUGAGAAGAUCAAAGGACUACCAGAAGGAUUUGAACAUCCAAAGAUCGGGUCAAACUACUCGGUCCAAACUGUGGAGAAAACGUGGAAAGCACUGCAGGACUUCAAAGAGGGAAACGCUGUGUUCACUUUCCCAAACACUCCUGUGAAAUGUGCUGGAGCUCCACAGAAGAUCAUGUACCUAUCGGAUGCCUAUCUCAGAAAAACAGGAAAAAGGGCAAAGGCAAAUAUAAUAUACAACACAUCGCUACCUGUGCUCUUUGGGAUCAAGAAAUAUGCUGAGUCAUUGUGGGACAUUGUGAAACGACGAGACCUACAAGUGAACCUGAGGCAAAACCUGAUUGAAGUGCGGGCAGAUAAGCAAGAAGCUGUGUUUGAAAAUCUUGAUAAACCAGGCGAAACCAAAGUGUUUGAGUAUGAAAUGCUUCAUGUCACACCACCAAUGGGACCCAGUCUGGUGAUUAAAGGCAGUCCACUGGCAGAUGAGGCCGGCUGGUUGGAUGUCAACAAAGACAACCUCCAACAUAAGAAAUAUCCAAAUGUGUUUGGGAUUGGAGACUGUACAAACCUGCCCACAGCCAAAACGGGUGCUGCUGUUGCUGCACAGACUGCUAUCUUGAACAGAACCAUCAGCAAAGUAAUGAAAAAUGAGAAGCCAGAUAAGAUAUAUGACGGCUACACCUCGUGUCCCUUGGUUACAAGCUACAACACAGUGAUUCUGGCGGAGUUUGACUACAAUGGACAACCACUGGAAACAUUUCCCAUCAACCAAGCGAAAGAGAGAAGACUCAUGUACCACAUGAAAGCUGAUGUGAUGCCUCACCUCUAUUGGCAUGGGCUUCUGCGGGGCCUGUGGGGAGGACCAGGACCAUACAGGAAAAUCUUCCAUCUUGGAAUGAAAUGAAACCUCCCCAUCAGUGAUCAUCCCUAAACUCUUAGGGAAAUAAGUACAGCAUUAAAUCCAUCAUUCUCUAAAAGGGUGGACACAUAUAGCAGCUAGUGUGGUGGUUAUAUUUGUGGCUUGGACAUCAUGACUAAUCACAACAAGUUUGGUGACGUCAUCGUGAAUUUUUAAAUAUCUAGGUUUAGUUAAACCUGCAGUAAGAGAUGCAUUGUUAUUACUAUGAAAUAAAGCUGUGCGCUGUAAUGAGACGGUGAAAAAAAAACUUUUACACUCAUCUCUGCAGUUAUUUUUGGCUGCUAAGGUCAAUCAUUUUGUUAAUUUGGUGGUACAUUCAAUUUAAGUUCUUGCUGCUGUGAUCAAUAAGCUGUGAGAUUUCUCAAGGAGCCUAGAACAAAUGUUUUUAUGACAUUUUUUAAUUUUUCAACCCCCGGAGCCAGUAGGUUUUACCUUAAGUCCCACAGCCUAACUGAAGACAGCUAGUCUGUUCCUAAGUUUUCUUUCACUUUUGUGCUGCAGAGAAUCUACUGUAGUUCAUGUUGCACUAGAACAUCUAAUAAGCUGAGCAAAGUUGGCCUUUUUUAAAAUGGUCACGUAGUAUAAAUGAACAACUAAAAAUGUUGUGUUUUGGUACAAUUACAUUAUAAUUUGUUUUUGAAGGAUAUUGGAGGGAUUCACAACUAUACUGCUGUAAAAACAUUGUGCUGACAUAGUCAUUGAUUACAGUAUAGAACUAUACUUUUUUUCAGAUGGUUACACCAAAAUUGUGUAUAUUGGUUGAAGUCUAUUAUUUGUGUGGUUUUUUGUCUUUUUAGGAUUUCGAUAGUCUUCAGGUUUGUCUCUAGCUUAAAUGCGAAAUGUAUUUCUUUGUUAAUCAUUUGUGCUACCAAACAUUUUAUACCAGUGAUUGUCUUGUGGUAAUGCUUGACCAUAACCAUGCAAAUUACAGAGGUAUUUUCUUACACUUAAACAUCCAUGCUAGAAAUAGAGUUUUAUGCAUGGGGAUUACUUUUCUAUGAGUGCCUAACUGAGUAGUAAACAUCUUGGUGUUCAAACAGUCGGUGCGAAAGUCAUUGUUGUAUUCAUUGCUCUUUAAUCAUAAAAUGACUGUGUAAAAUUAACCAACUGAAAAUGCUGAUAAAAUAUAAUCAAUAUAGUUUCAACCUUGUUGCACUUUGUUAUUUUACAUCCAACAGUUUUACUUAAAUAUUGAAUGUUAUAUUUCACUUAGUUUUGCUGUGAUUUCUGUAUAUCGUUUGUUUUUCUCAGGGCUGAAGACACAACCCUUCUGCGAAACUGUCAAGUCCACAUUGUCUGCAUGCAAAAUUGUAAUGUGUACACUACUAAAUUAGCUUUAAAUACAGAAAAUGUUUACUUUGUCAUGGCGCUGUAGCGAUAUCGGUUAUCGGGAGGGGAAUUACAUCUUUUUGCUCAUUAACUGCAAGAUUUCGUGUACUUUACAUUACUGAAAAUUCCUAUGGUUUGGGAUUUAAAAACUCUUUCCUUCCAGGCAUCAAAUGUCAUCCAUAGAUUUUUGGUUCUCAGGAUUUCGUACCCUGUACAGAGAUUAGUCCGUUGAUUUACAGUUAUCUCUUGGCAGGAGUUCAUGUCACUGAGGUAUGAAAGUUGUGCCUUAGGGCCUGAAACUUGCUUUGGAAUUUGUUUGAAUUAAGUUCUCCUGCUAAUGCAGCUGAAUGCACAGUGUGUUUUCAAAGUGUCUUCAUCGCCGGUUCAAGGUUUGGACAGCCAGGGCUUUUUCCAAGUCCAUCUACUGUAAUAAGACAUGAAAUUCAGAUCACCUGUCCUACCAUCUGUAUUUGCUUGCUUGUAUUCCCUGUUUCAUAUUUUUUUUCAACCAUAGUUCAUCAAUGUGAAGGUAUCUCUCCUACAAUGGCUCUUUGAUCUGCAUCUGACUGAUCAGAGUAAAGCUACCAUUAAGUUAAAUUGUGAUCCAGUCUCAUUCUCAAACACUGUAGAGUUGAAGUAAUGUUUGAAUCGAGUUUUCUUGCUAAUGCAGCGGAAUGCACAGUGUGUUUUCAAAGUCUCUUCAUCGCCGGUUCAAAGUUUUCCAAGUCCAUCUACAGUUAUAAGACAUGCAAUUCAGAUCACCUGUCCUACCAUCUGUAUUUGCUUGCUUGUAUUCCCUGUUUAA